Molecule: messenger RNA, 2037 nt
Organism: Miscanthus lutarioriparius
Lineage: Eukaryota; Viridiplantae; Streptophyta; Magnoliopsida; Poales; Poaceae
Source: the annotation of a GenBank genome assembly
AUGGUGCAUUCCUACAUCUCUCACAUGCUCUUGGAGGACAGCAUUGAUGAUCAAAUCUUGUGCCAAUACUAUGAUCACCCUGCGUUACUCCAAACGCAGCAGGCCUUAGCCCAUAUUCUCUCCUCCCCUUCCUCCACUGCUAAAAACAGCACAAUCAACAAUGGGAACUCAGAGGGGACUGAGGGUUUGUUGCAUGGUUCUAGUGGUGAUCCAACCAGUGUCAGCUUGGGCUUUGACAUGGGUGCUGAUGUGGUGGGGUUACUCCAGAUGCAGGAGGCCUUAGCCCAUGUUCUCUCCUCCCCUUCCCCCAGCACUAAAAACAGCUCAAUCAACAAGGGGAACUCAGAGGGGAGUGAGGGUUUGUUGCAUGGUUCUAGUGGUGAUCCAACCAGGGUUAGCUUGGGCUUCGACAAGGGUGCUGAUGCGGUGGGGGCAUUUUUGAAGGGCAUGGAAGAGGGUAGGAAGUUCUUACCAAGGGACAACAAGGGUGCUGAUGUGGUGGGGGCAUUCUUUAAGGGCAUGCAAGAGGGUAGGCAGUUCUUACCAAGGGGCAACAGUUUGUUAAAGGAUGAUCACAUGAACCAAAAGUUCAGGGAACCCCGUGACCAAAGAGGGUUUAAGAAGAGGUGUAACAGGUGUGAGCAUCUAGAGGAGGUAGGGAGGUGUAACAAGUGUGAGCAUCUGGAGGAGGUAGGCAGGACCAGCAAAGGUAUGAUGACAAUGGAGGGGCCAGAAGAGAUUGGCAUGCAGAUUUUUGACGAUAUGUCGCUGUGUGGAUAUGAGACAUUUGUCAGGGACAUGGAGAAGUUGCGCAUCACCAUGAACAAUAAGGUAGUGAAGAACAACAGAAAGGGCUGUAGCAAGGUAGCAAGGGAUCUGGUGGACCUACACUCUUUGUUGAUCCAUUGUGCACAAGCGGUGGACACCGGCAAUCUCAAGAUUGCAGUUGAGCUAGUGAAGCAGAUCAAACAGCACGCAUCAGCAACAGGGGAUGCCACACAGCGGUUAGCUCUAUGUUUCUCCAAGGGACUAGAGGCCCGGCUAGUGGGCACAGGAAGCCAGGUUUCGAAGUUGCUCAUGGCAGAGCGACCAUCAGCUGUGGAGUUCCGCAAGGCCUACAGCAUUUACAUAGCAGCCUGCUCCUUCAACAAGGUAGCACACAUUUUUUCCACAAGGAGCAUCAUGCAGACCAUGGUGGGGAAGAACAGGCUGCACAAUGUGGACUAUGGUGCUAUGAAUUAUGAGUUCCAGUGGGCAGACUUGAUCCGGUUGCUGGCAAACAGAAACAGAGAAGGUGACCCACCUGAGAUGAAGAUCACCGCCAUUAGCAGUUACCAGCCUAGGGCCUGUCCAAGUCAAUGGAUUGAGGAGCAAGAGCACCGGCUCAACAUGUGUGCUAGUGAGUUUGGCAUGCCAUUCACAUUUCGAGCCAUCACAAUGAAGCGGGAGUUAGUUUCCAUAGAGAACUUGAAUAUAGACGAAGAUGAGGUGCUCGUCGUGAAUGACAUCUUUAAUUUGAGCAGCUUGGUGGGCGAGAGCACAUUCUUUGGUGACUUGAGUCCUAGGGAUACUGUCCUCAAUAACAUCAGGAAGAUGAAGCCCAAUAUUUUCAUCCAGAGCGUUUUGAAUUUCUCACAUGGUACCUCCUUCUUGUCACGGUUUCGAGAGGCACUGUUUUGUUACUCAGCACUGUUUGACAUGUUAGACACAAUUGUCCCACGGGACAGUGAACAACGAUUGGUGCUGGAGCAGGGCAUGCUUGGGCGUUGGGCACUGAACGCCAUCGCCUGUGACGGUGUGGACCUCAUUGACCGCCCUGAGAAGUAUAGACGGUGGCAGGUGAGGAAUCGACAGGCCGGUCUGAGGCAGCUGCCGCUCGAUCCAGACAUUGUUAAGGAACUAAAGGACAUGGUCAAGAAGCACCACCACAAGAACUUUUUGCUCAGCGAAGAUGACCAGUGGCUAUUGCAAGGAUGGAAAGGUCGCGUCCUCUUUGCCCACUCGACAUGGGUAGCAAACGACGCAUCUUCUGAAUGA